Molecule: messenger RNA, 2024 nt
Organism: Episyrphus balteatus (marmalade hoverfly)
Lineage: Eukaryota; Metazoa; Arthropoda; Insecta; Diptera; Syrphidae
Product: dynein intermediate chain 3, ciliary
Exons: 3
Coding region: 81-1985 (634 amino acids)
Biological process (GO): cilium movement; outer dynein arm assembly
Cellular component (GO): outer dynein arm
Molecular function (GO): dynein light chain binding; dynein heavy chain binding
Source: RefSeq, a predicted model, not a curated record
UCUAUUCUUUGACUCUCAGAAUUUUCAGUCUGUUAAUUAGAUUAAAAAAAAAAAAGUCAUAAUUUGAAUCAUUAUUUUCUAUGAAAAUGAAUUUCAAUCAAUAUGGAUAUUCAAAGGAGCGUCGACAUUUUGGUCGCCAAUGUACAUUCUCUGAUCGAAAUGAGCUUCUUCUUAGCAUUCCACAACGUUCUGAUCUACGCAAAAACUAUAUUCUUCGAAACCCCAUAGAUCGUGGGACUCAAUUGAGUACCCCCAAAGGCUUGAGCACAGCCUUGACCGAGAAUGUAACUCUUGCCACCCAUGGUAUUGCACAUUUAGAAGGUGGUUGGCCAAAAGAUGUAAAUAUUCUCGAUGAAGAACAAACUCUUCGUCAUCGGAAAAAAAUUGAACGAGAAGAUGCUUGGGGGACACAGGUUAUAGAUCUGAGCAAGCCAACUACCGAAAACAUUUUGCAAAACUGUGCAGUUAACAUUUACGAAGAUUAUUUUUAUGAGAUAGAAAACAUGGAAAUAAGAUCGUCUUUCACUUCGAGACCAAUCAAUGUCUACCACGAUCUAUUUACUCCUCCCAGACCAAUAGCUCAACUUGACUGGUGUCCAGGAAAUCUCAAACAAAUUCUAUCAGUUCAUACAAACACUGACUAUUAUCCAAUUAAUGAUGAACCAAACGACUUCUACAUCUGGGACAUUGAGAACCCAUUGAAAGUAGUUUCAACAUUUACCGGUCCAACUUGGACAAGAAAAGCUUGUUUCUGUCCCAGAGAUGAAUGUCUUAUAGCUGGUGGAUUUACUAAUGGAAAAGUUGGUAUAUGGGAUGUUCGAACAGGUGGUCAAUGUAUUGGAUUAUGUCCUUUAGAAGCAGCUCACCGAGAGGCAGUCUCAGCCAUUUGUUGGGUUCAUUCCAAAUCAAACACAGAAUUCUAUACUGGAUCAUUGGAUGGAUCAAUUCACUAUUGGGAUGGAAGAAAUUUAAAAAAUUGGUAUAUGCAAUUCCUACUCGAUCCAGAGAGAACCGACAAACAACUUCGAACCCGAUCACAUGGCUGUACUGUACUAGAAUUUGAAUAUACCAUCCCGAUAAGAUACAUAGUUGGUGAUGAUAUGGGACAUGUUUAUGUGUGCAAUCGAAAGGGUGUCACUCCAACUGAGACUCUCAUUUUGAAUUAUAAACUUUUCUCUGGUCCAAUUCGUACUAUCGAAAGGAAUCCAUUUUUUGUGAAAAAUUUCCUAAUAGUUGGAGACUGGUGUGCAAAGGUAUGGUCUGAAGAAAAUAAAGAUUUUCCUACAACUUUGUUGGUGAAAAAAGAUACUGAGCUAUUAUGUGGCAGUUGGAGUACUUCUCGAUGUUCUGUAUUUGCUACUGGUGAUGUGGAUGGGAAUGUAGAUUUUUGGGAUCUUUUACUAAAUCAAAGAAAACCGGUUUUUAGUUUGAAUUUCAAGCAUCCAAUUACAUCAAUACGAUUUAGAAAAGAUGGAGAGUUGGCAGCUGUUUCUUUGGCUAAUGGAGACUUUUUUAUGCUGGAAUUGGAUAAAAGUCUACAGUACAGUGGACCCAAGGAAAAAGCAUUAUUAGCAUCGCUUUUUGAACGAGAGUCUAAUCGGAGUAAGCUCCUUCAAGAUAGAGUUGAAGAAAUCAAGCUAAGGGCUCAUACUACUGUCGAAGAUAAGGAAGAAAUAAAAGACAAAGAGGAAGAUUUACGAGGAAUUCUAGAAGAAGGUGCAGAAGAAGCUAUAAAAGAACCUGAAUUGGAAGAACUUGAAGGUGAAGAAGAGAUAGAAAAAGAUAUAGAUCCAGAAUUUACCGAAAUUCGAAAUGCAUUCUUUCAAACUAUUAAUCAAAUUCAAGAGAAAUGGAAAGAAAGGGAAUUCAUUACUGAGCCAAGUCCAUUUGAGGGUGAAGCAAAUUACUAUGAACUUAAAUCCUCAUCGAACUCUGUCGUCGAUGAAGGAAAGUCUGAUAUAAGUCGUGAUAAAUCAAUUGAUUAAUUUAUUAAUUUAUUUCAAUAAAAUAUUAAUAAACUGCAA